This is a messenger RNA of Solanum verrucosum, 948 nucleotides long. RefSeq names its product gluconokinase. Lineage: Eukaryota; Viridiplantae; Streptophyta; Magnoliopsida; Solanales; Solanaceae. The transcript has 6 exons. Gene Ontology annotation, cellular component: cytoplasm. Bases 124 to 684 code for a protein of 186 amino acids. Gene Ontology annotation, molecular function: gluconokinase activity. The record is from RefSeq and is a predicted model, not a curated record.
GAAGACGUGAUCUUGCUUUUCUCCUUUUCCGGCGAACUAAUCUCCGGUCAUUUGUCCGGCGAAAUUCAGUUUGAUCAGAGAGAUGCACAAAACCUUGUAAUAUCUGAAGGGGUUAAUCAUCUAAUGCUUUCAACAUCAAGCACUUGCAAUUGUGUCAUAGGUUUUCCGAAAAUGGCAUCUGACUACAAAGGAAAAGCUAUUGUACUUAUGGGUGUCAGCGGAGCUGGAAAAUCAACAAUUGGUGAGAUGCUUGGAAGAGCUGUUCAUGGCCGCUUUCUUGAUGCGGAUGAUUAUCACUCAGAGUCUAACAAAGAGAAGAUGAAGAAUGGGAUACCUCUUUCCGAGGAAGAUCGUGUUCCAUGGCUUGAAGCAUUGCGGAAUACACUGAGAAGAGGAUUAGUUGACAAAGAAACACUGGUUCUUGCUUGCUCAGCUCUGAAAAAGCGGUACAGGGAAAUCCUUAGAUCUGCAGACCCAAAUUAUGAACCAGGUUCUUAUGCAAGUAUUGUUAAAUUCGUGUUGUUGGAUGUUGGGGCUGAAGUGCUUGCCGCUCGGCUGGUCAAGAGAGCAGCUGAGGGAAAGCAUUUCAUGCCUGCAAAUCUCUUGCAGACCCAACUGGAUUUACUUCAGAUUGAUGAAGCAGAAGGGAUACUUAAGGAAGCCAGUUUGGACACGUGGGACUGAAGUGUCUGGACAUGACUCUCGAAUUCAAUAGCUCAACAAGGGGUGCAAAUUUCACACAUCGGGGUGUCUUGUAUUGGUCAAGGGAAGCACCUAAGCUAACACAGUAAUCCAUGAGCUUGUCAAAAGUCCCAAUUUCCACUAUCCUGAUUUCCAGAGGCCCAAUGGAUUUGUCAGAGGCACGCCCCUGGCGGUAGACGCUAUUUAGAGAUUCUUCAAUGGUGAGGCAACAAUCUUCAAAGACAGAAGGAAGAAUUUGGGUAGAGC